AUGUCUAAUCAAGGACUAUCGCUGAUUUUUUCUCUGUUGUUUAUCUGCUUCAUCAGAGAGACUUUCGGCAUUUGUGAUGGAACUAUCUGGGCAAAGGUUGGAUGGGAGAUUCUUCCAGAAGAAGUACAUUACUGGAAAGUUAAGCGUCCUCCAUCUUACUGUCUGCCAUAUCCUCUGAAUAAUCUAUGCUGCAACUUGGCUAACAUGGAUAUAUUUCAGAGUUGUUUAUAUUUUAUUUAUAUUUCAUUACAAGCUCUCUUUUUCAUCUUAUCUGUUUUGUCUGUGCAUUAUCUGUGGAUGAAAUGGAAGAAACACCGAAUAAAGCUGAACCAAUCAUCCUCAGAAAAAUCUGGUAAUGAUCUAGAAAGCCCAUCCAUCCAAGACAUUGACCAAAUACUCUACAGACUGGCAACCGCGACAUCAAUGAUAUCCAAGAUCUUGGAGCACAGGUCUUACCAUCCUUCCUCUAAUAAAAUUAAGCACUGCAAGUUAAAGAAAAAGAAGAAGACUAAAGAAGCAGGAGCCAAAAGAUACUAA
Messenger RNA from Saimiri boliviensis boliviensis (Bolivian squirrel monkey), 537 nucleotides. RefSeq names its product testis expressed 50 (gene TEX50). The record is from RefSeq and is a predicted model, not a curated record. NCBI's taxonomy places the organism in Eukaryota, Metazoa, Chordata, Mammalia, Primates, Cebidae.